Messenger RNA from Pseudozyma hubeiensis SY62, 324 nucleotides. RefSeq lists its product as hypothetical. Bases 1 to 324 code for a protein of 107 amino acids. The record is from RefSeq and is a predicted model, not a curated record. The transcript has a single exon. NCBI's taxonomy places the organism in Eukaryota, Fungi, Basidiomycota, Ustilaginomycetes, Ustilaginales, Ustilaginaceae.
AUGCAGGCUCUGCACAGCGUCAAGGAAACUGAGACAGUUGAACAUUUGAGGAACGGAACAGUAACUUAUCGAAUCGCUAGACGCCGCGUGCCGAGCUGCCUCGACGGACUACAGUGUAGAUCACUCUCAGGCUCUUCUGGAACCUUCGGCCGUUAUGACUCUGCCUUGCCAUUGAUGCAAGAGGCGUCUGUUGCAACUCGACGGCUGCGACUGCAUGGUUCUCUGUUUGCAACAACAAUGCACGAUGCAAGUGCCAACGUCUGGCGUACAUCAAUGCCGGCAAUCAGCGACAUCGCAGCCGCAUCGCUACCAGGCUCGUCCUGA